UCUGAAUGGUGAGGGAGAAUCCUGCUCUUUCUUAAGCACCAGCAAGUCAAGCCAGGACUAGAACGCCAGCCAGCCGCCCGCCCUCGCAUCACCUCCUGUCCUCCAGAGCCAGGAGAGGAGCCCAGCUGCGGCCAGAGUCGGGGACCCACACGCACCUGCACCUCCGCCACCACCCCACACCUCCCAUGGCUGACCAGCUGACAGAGGAGCAAGUGGCCGAGUACAGGGAGGCCUUCAGCCUGUUUGACAAGGACGGGGAUGGCACCAUCACCACCCAGGAGCUGGGCACCGUCAUGCGGUCCCUGGGCCAGAACCCCACGGAGGCCGAGCUGCAGGCCAUGGUGAGCGAGAUCGACCGUGAUGGCAACGGCACCGUGGACUUCCCCGAGUUCCUGAGCAUGAUGGCCAGGAAGAUGAAGGACAGGGACAGCGAGGAGGAGAUCCAGGAGGCCUUCCGCAUGUUAGACAGGGACGGCAACGGCUUCAUCAGCACCGCCGAGCUCCGCCACAUGAUGACCAGGCUGGGGGAGAAGCUGAGCUACGAGGAGGUGGACGAGAUGAUCUGGGCAGCCGACGUGGAUGGGGACGGGCAAGUGAACUACGAGGAGUUUGUCCGCAUGCUGGUCCCCAAGUGAGGGGCUGGGGCCCGGAUGCUGCGGCCCCCGCCCGUGCUGUCCU
Ceratotherium simum simum (southern white rhinoceros) is the source of this 678-nucleotide messenger RNA. RefSeq names its product calmodulin-alpha. Lineage: Eukaryota; Metazoa; Chordata; Mammalia; Perissodactyla; Rhinocerotidae. Gene Ontology annotation, cellular component: myosin II complex. The record is from RefSeq and is a predicted model, not a curated record. Gene Ontology annotation, molecular function: calcium ion binding.